Messenger RNA from Lonchura striata (white-rumped munia), 5526 nucleotides. It is a transcript of the gene SLC6A11, whose product is annotated as solute carrier family 6 member 11. Gene Ontology annotation, molecular function: gamma-aminobutyric acid:sodium:chloride symporter activity. Lineage: Eukaryota; Metazoa; Chordata; Aves; Passeriformes; Estrildidae. Gene Ontology annotation, biological process: sodium ion transmembrane transport; amino acid transport; nitrogen compound transport. Gene Ontology annotation, cellular component: plasma membrane; cell projection. The record is from RefSeq and is a predicted model, not a curated record.
GGGGAGGGAUGAGCAUUUGCAAAUUCCGGCUCCAGAGCGCGGGGAGCAUCCUACAACCCACGCCGGGCCGGCAGCAGCGGCAGGGCAGGACGAGGCUUCCCGGCUCCCGGGGAUCCCGAACGCCUCCUCCCCGGCCGGCCGAGCCCUGCCCGCGCUGCCGGAGCCGCAGCAUCGCCCGCAGGCAGCGCUGAGCACAGCCGGCCCCGGUCCCCGGCGCGCAGGCACGGGCAGAGCCCCGGGCUGAAAAGUCAUGACAGCUGAAAAGACUAUUCCUAUAAUUAAUGGCAAGCCAGAAGAUGCUUUGGACCCAGAAGCCUCAAGUACCAACCUCGUCCACAGCAAUGAUAAGAAAGUUCAUGAAAGAGGUCACUGGAACAAUAAGGUUGAAUUUGUGCUUUCUGUGGCAGGGGAGAUUAUUGGGUUGGGAAACGUCUGGAGAUUCCCAUAUCUUUGCUACAAGAAUGGAGGAGGUGCUUUCCUCAUCCCCUACGUGGUCUUUUUUAUUUGCUGUGGAAUACCAGUAUUUUUCCUGGAGACGGCCUUGGGACAGUUUACAAGUGAAGGAGGCAUCACAUGCUGGAGGAAAGUUUGCCCUCUCUUUGAAGGCAUUGGCUAUGCUACCCAAGUUAUAGAGGCACACCUAAAUGUAUAUUACAUCAUCAUUUUAGCAUGGGCUAUCUUCUAUUUGUUCAACUGCUUUACUACAGAGCUUCCCUGGGCUUCCUGUGGCCACGAAUGGAAUACAGAAAACUGUGUGGAAUUUCAAAAACUCAACAUGAGCAACUGCAGUCAAGUCUCUUUACAAAAUGCCACUUCUCCAGUGAUGGAAUUCUGGGAACGAAGGGUGCUGGCAAUUUCUGAUGGGAUUGAGCACAUUGGGAAUCUGCGCUGGGAGCUUGCCCUGUGCCUCCUGGCUGCUUGGACUAUUUGCUAUUUCUGCAUCUGGAAAGGAACCAAAUCCACUGGAAAGGUUGUGUAUGUGACAGCCACCUUCCCCUACAUCAUGCUGAUGAUCCUCCUCAUCCGGGGGGUGACGCUACCCGGCGCUUCCGAGGGCAUCAAGUUCUACCUUUACCCCGACAUCUCCCGGCUCUCCGACCCCCAGGUGUGGGUGGAUGCUGGCACACAGAUCUUCUUCUCCUACGCCAUCUGCCUGGGCUGCCUGACAGCCCUGGGGAGUUACAACAACUACAACAACAACUGCUACAGAGACUGCAUCAUGCUCUGCUGCUUGAACAGUGGCACAAGCUUUGUUGCUGGUUUUGCUAUCUUUUCAGUUCUUGGAUUUAUGGCUUAUGAACAAGGCGUGCCCAUUGCAGAAGUUGCAGAAUCAGGACCAGGACUUGCAUUCAUUGCUUACCCUAAAGCUGUCACCAUGAUGCCUCUGUCUCCUCUGUGGGCAGCUCUGUUCUUCAUGAUGCUCAUCUUCCUGGGCUUGGACAGCCAGUUUGUGUGUGUGGAAAGCAUCGUGACAGCCGUGGUGGACAUGUACCCCAAGGUGUUCCGCAGGGGCUACAGGAGGGAGCUGCUCAUCCUCGGCCUCUCCGUCGUCUCCUACUUCCUCGGCCUCAUCAUGUUAACUGAGGGUGGGAUGUAUGUCUUCCAGCUCUUUGACUCCUAUGCAGCCAGUGGGAUGUGUCUGCUCUUUGUGGCCAUAUUUGAGUGUGUUUGCAUAGGCUGGGUGUACGGCAGCAAUCGCUUUUAUGAGAACAUUGAAGACAUGAUUGGGUACAAACCUGUGUCGUUGAUUAAGUGGUGCUGGAUGGUCCUAACUCCAGGUAUUUGUGCAGGAAUCUUCAUCUUUUUCCUGGUGAAAUACAAGCCCCUGAAGUACAACAAUGUGUACAUCUACCCUGACUGGGGCUACGGCAUCGGGUGGAUGAUGGCACUCUCCUCCAUGGUCUGCAUCCCGCUGUGGAUCUGCAUCAAGCUCUGGAAGACAGAAGGCACCUUCAUGGAGAAAUUCAGGAAGUUGAUUACACCUAGCUCAGACCUGAAAAUGCGGGGCAAGCUCGGAGGAGGAGCCUACAUUGCAGCAAUAAAUGACUGCGAUGCCAAACUGAAAGGAGAUGGCAACAUUUCCACCAUCACAGAAAAGGAGACACAUUUCUGAAAGAACUUUUUUUUGGUGUUUUAUUUUUUUUGUAUAAAGAAAUAAAUAAAUUCACUUAAUUAUAGAGGCUGGCUUGUUUUGCACAGAAUUUUAUUAACCAGUUAAUUUUAAAGUGAAAAUUGUAUACUUGUUUAAAAAGUGAUUUUUUUAAAUUACUCUAUCUGUAAUGAUUCUGUAAAAGAAAAAGAAAUAGUAUGAUAUGGUCUGUUAGUGUUGACUUGUAAUAUGGUGAUUCCAGUCAAUGUUUUUUGGUUUUUUUUUUAGACUUUAGAGGGACCUGUAUAAUGUGCUGUAAAACUUUUCUACUUUGAUUUGUGGCAGGUGUAACGUUGUAUAGACCUUCUAACCUGUAAGCAUUUCAGCCCUUUUCAGCUCUCCGUGUGUGUAUAUAAAGGGAACCAGCCCAUCCUGUGGUUUGCUUGGGAAGAAAUCUCCUUUCAGGGCGAGUUUGGUGAUGCUGACGGCGCCUCAGCUGCUCCCACCUCCUUCCCUCCACCCUCCACUGGCUUCAGCAGGGCUGCAAAUGUGGAACGGGCCCAUCCUGAGCCACUGUUUUCCUGGAGAUUGGAUAGAGGCUGGUUCUGAAGGGCUCUGAAUUUGCUGCUGUAAGUUCCUGGUCUCUGACAGGAUGUGCUCCCAAACCUUGCCAUUCUCCUCCAUGGGUGGCUGCUCCUGAAUUUUGGCCGGCACUUCCCACUCCCUGGAGUGACCUGUGUUUGUGUGUGCUCCUCCAACAGGAGAUCAAGGUGAUUUCACAGAGCUGGAGAUGUUCUGAGAGGAAAAGAACAGGUUUAGGGCCAGGUUUAGGGCUCUCUCUGUCUCUACAACUCAUUCCCCUGCAAAGGAAUCCAGGAUCCUACAAUGCCAAUGUGUAGCACUACACAGCUCCUCUGCUGGCACACGGUGGGAUUUGGGGUGUCCUGUGCAGGGCCAGCAGCUGGACUGGAUGACCCUUGCAACUCAUGGGGUUCUGAUUCCUCCUCAAGGUCCUUUCCAGGUCCCCUCAGAUCAGGCAGUGAUUCCUCUGCCCGGGAUGGGAUGGAGGCUUGGACUGAAAUCACAGAGGAAUUUCUUUAGCAGAAGGUUGGGGUGAUGUCCUUGAUCUGUGCAGGAGUCCCGGGAGGUGAUUUCUGGGUGCUGCAGGGAGGGGUUCACACAGGGCUCUUGUGACCCCUCGGUGGCACAGAGGGAGCAGUGCUGGGUUUUUCAGUCAGCUCUUGCUCUGGACUGGUUAGGGUUAAAACCCUGGCUUUAAGCUGGUUUUGUACGUGGAUCCAGCCGCUGGACGGUUCUUCCAGGAGGUGUGCAGAUGCCCCAGAACGAAAACUAAGCUCUGGCUUAGGAUGUGGGUUUUUUACCUGAUAAUAUUUCAAACACUAUUAUUUGUUCUGGACAAUUUUUUCUUGGCUUGUUUUUGUUAUUUGAUGGUUGUGUGCAAAACCUGUGGAGGAACAGUGUCCUGCACUGCACAGGAUUUGGGGGCAGAGACAAGAGACAGCCCAGAAGAAAUGUCAUAAAACCUGCUGCUUUCUCUGCAACUCCAACCCACCGGAGCUCAGACACAGCACCUGGAGUUGUAAGAAACAGAAAUGUCUCCUGACCUUCUCCCAAGAAAAUAUUUCCCUAGAAAUCACUAAAUAUAUCUUAAUAUUGGAUAGAACUGUACCUGCAGUCAGCACUUCUCUGAGCUCUUGCUGUUGCUUCUUAAAAAAAAACAUUUUUAUGGAACUGCUUUGUCUUGAGUGACUUCAUUAAAUCUAAUAGAGCCAUUUCAUUUUUACUUUAUCUUAUUUGUAGGGCUAUAUUUUGUGUGUGGCAAGGCUGAAGCCUAGCAGAGGACUUCAAAUCCUCUAAGUCCUGUUUGCAUGUCUCCAUUGUGAGCUGCUUGGAGCAGGACAUUUGGAAGAAACCUGGAUUAAGGAAGGCACAGAGCCAUCGUUUCGUGCCUCCUUCAGAAGGAGCCAAAACUCCAUCCCAUGGGAAAACUGGCAAUAUUCCCAGAAUUGAAACCAUUGAUUUAUUUACAGUGAAGAAACUGAAUUGACAUUGACACUCUAAAAUCUAGGAAUUCACAUUUUUGGAAGUCCCAACAAAUCAGGAGUAUUUGUGGCCCCGUGUCUGUCCCUUCCUGGGCUUUCUCUCCAGGCUGCAGAGCCGAGGCCCCAGAGCCACGCGUGGUCAUGGCUGCUCCCGGGGAGGAUGGAAGGUGUUUUCUGAUCACUGAAGAGAGAGGCACCUUUAGGUUGCUCUUGGUCUGGAUUUCAGGACUCCUGAGAACCUCUGGGCUGUGCUUGGCCUGGAUUUCAGUGUCAUUCCCUUGCCAGUCAGGACUCUGAGGAAGUGCCAAGCGAUUCAGCUCCUGGGGCCAUCCGUGGGCACAAAGUGACCCCACUGAGGUGGUGCCUCGGUGGUUUUGGCACUGCAGAUGGGACAGGAAACUGCUGCUGACUUGGAGGGCCCCAGAGCAGAGCCAGGCGAGGGGAGAGAAUAACGUGGGGAUUUAUUAAAGCCUUCAGCAGGCACAGCUUGGGCAGCCACAGCCUCCAGGGGCUGCACCCAAGGUGGGCGAUGGGCACCAGUUUUUCACACAAUUUUCAGUUUGGGCCAUUUCCAUGUCAGGGGUUAAUGCUCCAAUUCCAGCUGCAGGUGAUGAAGUCAUUUACCCCCAGUCUGCUCCCCCCAGCUCACUUCUGUUUGUACUUUUUGGGGCUUGAGGCAGUGAGGUGCCCUUGAGAUUCAGGCCCAGAGAGGAAUUGUUGCAUCUGACCAAAAUGUGAGGACAGCAACUAGCACUCUGUGUGGAGUUUAAAUUAUGCACUAACACAGCACAGGAGUGGAAAAAUACAAAAGCAGAAAUCCCAAAGCAUCACUGGGAUGGGGACAAACGCUGCUGUAGGACAGAAAGUGCUCGGUGUGCUUUGUGUGAGUCCUUUGGUACCUGCCCAAGCCCCCAGGCAGCUGUGCCUGCCCGGGAGCUGCUGCCCCGUGCUGCCACGGACAUUUCACCUGUGCUCACGGCCCUGCUGCUGCUGGCUGCUGCGCUCCCUGGGCUCCUAAUUGCUCAUUUCUUUAACGCUUUACUGAUUUCAAAAACUUUUUUGGUUGUUUUUUUUUUUUUUUUAUUUUGUGGGGAGGGUAAAUUUCCUAAUUGUGGUUGGGGGUUUUUUUGAAAUUAUAUGAGGGGAAAAUGUAAAAAAAUCCAACUCUGUGGUGAUGAUUUUUUUAUGCAAUAAUAACAAACUGCCCUUUUCUGAAAUAUUUGCAGAAUUCUUAAAAAUAAUACAAUAAAAAUGAACAACCACUAAGGUUUAUGUAACAUUUUACACGAAGAAAGAUUCUGUUUGGUUUUGAAGGGCACAAGAUUUUGCCUACUUACUUUGUUCUCAAAAAUUAAAGGAAAUGGGCAAACCCCA